AUGCUUGACGUUUUUAAGCCCAGCCAACCCUACUUUGGGUUGCGGGGAGGAUGGUUAACCUUUUGGGUCACUGUUGCUUGCGCUACUGAUAUGAUGCUCUUUGGAUAUGACCAGGGCGUUUUUGGCGGCGUGGUCGUAACUAAGGACUUUCUCGAUACCCUGAAUUUAAAUAAUAACGCCACACUCCUCGGUACCGUCACCGCUAUCUAUGACAUCGGAUGUUUAACCGGCGCGAUAUUCUCUAUGAUAUGGGGAGAGAAAUGGGGACGCAAGUUAUCUAUCAUCUAUGGAACCACCAUAAUGUCUAUUGGAGCAAUUCUCCAGAUCACAGCAUACAGCGUGCCUCAGAUGAUUGUCGGCCGUGUGAUUGCCGGCAUCGGAAAUGGUAUCAACACAUCUACUGCCCCUGUGUGGCAAGGAGAGACUAGUCAAGCCAAAUGGAGAGGCAAGUUGAUCGUGAUCGAGUUGACACUGAAUAUUGCUGGGUUUUCGUUAUCCAACUGGAUGACCUUCGCAUUUUCGUUCGUGCCUGGUCCCGUUGCAUGGCGAUUCCCUCUGGCGUUUCAGUUUAUUUUCAUAUUUAUUCUCUACGCGACUGUGCCGUGGUUGCCCGAAUCUCCUCGUUGGCUUAUCGCUCACGAUCGCCCCGACGAGGCUCAGAUCAUCCUUGCCGACUUAGAGGAUAUGGAAGUUUCUGAGCCAUAUGUUAUGACUCAAUACACAGAAAUCGUUGCUGCAGUUCAGUAUGAGCGUCAGCAUGCCGUCUCGUGGAUGGAUCUUCUACGUGGAAAGACCAAAGAAGGCGGCACAUGUGCUCUUCGUCGAAUGAUACUAGGUGCUGGUGCUCAAUUCAUGCAACAGGGAGCCGGCAUCAACGUCACAAGCUACUAUCUUCCCACCGUCUUAAUGCAGUCUGUUGGACUCUCAGAAACAUUGGCCCGAUUACUAGCAGCAUGUAACUCCGUGUCCUACCUUAUCGCGGGUACUAUUGGAGUCUUCAACAUCGAACGCUGGGGCCGAAGAAAGUUAUUCAUGAUCUGCGCCUUCGGACAGGGUAUUUGCUACCUACUGAUUACCAUUUUGCUGCGCUUCAACGAAAAAGAAGGAUAUGCCCAUUCAAAAGAAGUCGCAUCUGCCUCGAUCACGUUCUUCUUUCUUUACUAUGUCUUCUUUGGAACAGGAUUCCAAGGAAUUCCGUGGCUUUUGCCCGUGGAAUUGAAUUCACUCAGUAUGCGUACCAAGGGUGCCGCAUUAGGUACAGCAACAAAUUGGGCGAUCAAUUUCCUGGUGGUUGAAAUCACACCGAUCGGCAUUCAAAAUCUGCAAUGGAAAUUCUACAUUAUCUGGACGGUCAUGAAUCUGGUAUUUGUGCCAACCAUCUAUUUCUUCUAUCCCGAGACGGCGAAUCGUCAACUGGAGGAUAUCGAUUUGUUCUUCCGAGAUAACCAAUCCAUAUUCGUUCAUAACAACCCUGAGGCUAUCUCCUUGGCACGUCCAGAGAAGUACUCUGAAAUUGAGGAGGAGAUUACCCAGCGCAACAAGUCGGUAUCUAAUGCGAAGAAAGAAGUUGCCGAACAGGACGAGCACUUGGAAGUUGUUUGA
This is a messenger RNA of Penicillium angulare, 1602 nucleotides long. RefSeq names its product sugar porter family MFS transporter. Gene Ontology annotation, biological process: carbohydrate transport; transmembrane transport. NCBI's taxonomy places the organism in Eukaryota, Fungi, Ascomycota, Eurotiomycetes, Eurotiales, Aspergillaceae. Gene Ontology annotation, molecular function: carbohydrate:proton symporter activity. Gene Ontology annotation, cellular component: membrane. The transcript is spliced from 3 exons. The record is from RefSeq and is a predicted model, not a curated record. The coding region runs from base 1 to 1602 and encodes 533 amino acids.